AAAGCGCCGGCUUCGCUGCAAGAGUCGUCAUUCGUCUGCUCUUGCGUCAGUUGGUAUCUGUUGUCUUAGAGAUUCAAGAUGACUGGUCGCGGAAAGGGAGGAAAGGGGUUGGGAAAAGGAGGAGCGAAGCGUCACAGGAAAGUUCUUCGCGAUAACAUCCAAGGUAUCACCAAGCCGGCUAUUCGUCGUUUGGCACGACGUGGUGGCGUCAAGCGUAUCUCUGGCUUGAUCUACGAAGAAACUCGUGGUGUGUUGAAGGUCUUCCUCGAGAACGUUAUUCGCGAUGCUGUCACCUACACCGAACACGCGAAAAGGAAGACUGUGACUGCCAUGGACGUUGUCUAUGCCCUGAAGCGUCAAGGUAGAACUCUGUACGGCUUCGGUGGUUAAGCGAAGAGCGGUGGACAUUCAACCUAAAUCGGCCCUUUUCAGGGCCACAAAUAUUUCAAUGUUGGAACAACUUUUGUUUGCUAUAAACUCAUACGACUUACAAUGAGUCUGCUAUCUUAUUUCAUAUGCACACACAAAUUGCAAAAA
Molecule: messenger RNA, 537 nt
Organism: Pogonomyrmex barbatus (red harvester ant)
Lineage: Eukaryota; Metazoa; Arthropoda; Insecta; Hymenoptera; Formicidae
Product: histone H4
Cellular component (GO): nucleosome
Molecular function (GO): protein heterodimerization activity; DNA binding; structural constituent of chromatin
Source: RefSeq, a predicted model, not a curated record